Messenger RNA from Drechmeria coniospora, 1524 nucleotides. Its product is annotated as oxidoreductase. Gene Ontology annotation, cellular component: late endosome; cytoplasm. The transcript is spliced from 4 exons. Lineage: Eukaryota; Fungi; Ascomycota; Sordariomycetes; Hypocreales; Ophiocordycipitaceae. Bases 1 to 1524 code for a protein of 507 amino acids. Gene Ontology annotation, biological process: retrograde transport, endosome to Golgi. Gene Ontology annotation, molecular function: oxidoreductase activity. The record is from RefSeq and is a predicted model, not a curated record.
AUGGCGAGCGCCAGCGCAUCGGCGGGCAAUGCCAGCGGCUGCUGCUUGAUGGACGUUGUCAGCAGUGGCCAAGUUACUGCCACCCGUCUUGGCUCUCAGCCCGAAGCCACCAGGAACUGGCGGCAAGCACACAAGACAGGAUGGAAGCUCAUGGAAAACGCAACAUUGUCAUUGUUGGUGCGUUUCAUCUCCCUCUCUCGAUGCUCGGCCCGUCGACGUCCAUGGUCUGCGAGCCACGUCCAGCCGCUGCCUACGCGCAUACCAUACGGUACUACCUGGAGUGGCGGCAUCAUUGGAUGCACGACGGCCUACUAUCUGACUCGCCACCCCAGCUUCAACCGGGACCUUCACGCAGUCACCCUGCUGGAGGCUGCCCCCACCGUCGCCGCUGGCGCUUCCGGAAAGGCCGGCGGACUGCUCGCCUUGUGGGCGUACCCCGACUGCCUCGUCCCGCUCUCCUACAAGCUGCACGCCGAGCUCGCGGCCGAGCACGAGGGGGCACGGCGAUGGGGGUACCGGAAGCUGACGUGCGGUAGCGUCUCCGCCUCCGUCUCAACGGAGCGGAUCGGCGAGCUGCAGAGGGCAACGGGCGCCGAGGGCAUGGCCAAGCCCUGGGAGAAGCUUCCCAAGCAGGACGCGGCCGCUCGGGAGCUGCUGGAAGCGGGCGCCCCGCCCCAAGAUUUGGACUGGCUGGACCGAGACUCCAUCCUGGACUGGUCGGAGAUGGGCGGUCCCGGCACGACGGAGACGUCCCAGGUCCAUCCGCUGCACUUUACCAGCUCCAUGGCCGAGCUCGCUCGGCAAGGCGGCGUGCGGUUGAUGACGCGGGCCAAGGUCACCAAGCUCGUCAGCUCGAAAUCGGGCGUCCAAGCCGUCGAGUACCUGGACAGGCAAACCGGCGAGACGCGAGAGCUGAGGGACGUGACCGACAUUGUCGUCACGGCGGGGCCCUGGACCGGCCGGGUCCUGCCACGGUCCAAGGUCGAGGGCCUGCGGGCGCACAGCGUCGUCUACGAAGCCACCGUCAGCCCCUACGCCGUCUUCACCGACAUCCAACUGCCCAACGACUUUGUGCCGGAGCAUCGGGCGAGGCUGGGCCAGCGGCGGACGCACCGGGGAUCCGUCGACCCCGAGAUUUACGCGAGGCCCUUUGGCGAGGUCUACGCAUGCGGGGAGCCCGACACGGCCGUUCCCUUGCCGGAGACGGCAGACGAGGUCGAGGUCGACGAGGGUCAGUGCGACGACAUCACCUCCUACAUUGCCACCGUGAGCCCGGUGAUUGGCGCGGCGCCCAUCAAGGCGAAGCAGGCAUGCUACCUGCCUCGGCACAUGCGGUUCGGCCAGGAGAGCGGGCCGUUGCUGGGCAAGACGACGGUGCCUGGCCUCUGGGUGGCCGCCGGACACACGUGCUGGGGAAUUCAGAACGGUCCGGCGACGGGAAAGCUCAUGUCGGAGUACAUCCUUGACGGGAGGGCAAAGAGUGCCAACGUCGAAAAGCUCGAUCCCAGGAAGUUUAAGGUGUGA